AUGUACCCCUCUCGCAUCCUGCGCAUGACCCCUUCGCGGGCUUUCUACAACCCCGCCCCUAAGGAGGCUCACAGCGCCCACACCAUCUCGCAGCGUCUGCGCAUGAUCAAGAAGUGCCCUCCCGAGCUGAUCCCUCUCGGUAUUGUUCUGGGCGUUGCCGUCGGUGCCGCUAUCUACUCUUGCACCAAGAAGCUCAUGACCGACAAGACUCUGCGUCUCUACCGCAACAGCCCCGAGAGCCGCGAGCACUAA
Penicillium macrosclerotiorum is the source of this 252-nucleotide messenger RNA. RefSeq lists its product as uncharacterized. Bases 1 to 252 code for a protein of 83 amino acids. The transcript is spliced from 5 exons. Lineage: Eukaryota; Fungi; Ascomycota; Eurotiomycetes; Eurotiales; Aspergillaceae. The record is from RefSeq and is a predicted model, not a curated record.